UUGAAUUAGGCUCCUCCACAUUACUGUGCUAGUCUUUGCUACAUCCGACUGUUGUUCGAUUUAGAAACCUUUGACAAGAAGAAACGAAUUUAGUCCAGCCGCGUCACUGUAUUCGAAGUAGAGCAGAAUGACAGAACGGAUCCUGGUUUUGGAGGCAGCUGAGAGUGUGUCACUGGGUGGACAUUCCUGACAGCCACGUUAACUCGUAGCUGGAGCUCGCACAGAUUGGGGACCUCUUAGCUCUUAGAGCUCGGGUCGAAGAAGACGAAGAUGACAGAGCUCUCUGCUGCAUCGGUACCAAGUGAUCAGCGUUACGUGAUCGAUGAAUCAGUCCAUCAAUCGGUGAGAUGAAGAUCCAGCGAACUCUCCAGUCAUUGUUUUAAAAGGGGCAACUUUCGUUGAUGCAACGUGGACAGCAACCGCCAGCACCAUGUUCGUGUGGGCUUCUUCAUCGCCUGAGAUCCCCAUCGAACCUUUCCGCUAAGGAAAGAUCAGUAAGUAACUCAAACUUCAUGCGGCCAUUUGCUCCUCAGAACUUUUGUGUCUAGCCAGCCUAUGCUCACGCAUCUUGCAGCUCCCACCUCAAGAUCGCGUGGGCUCCAAAGCUGUAGAAGACAACUAGGAGAUCGUAUUGGACGUUGUCAUAUCUACCUAGUUCGAUAGAUAUUGGCAUUAGGACUAGCUUGUGUGUCGUGCAAACGUCCGAUGCGCAUUCGGGACAAAGCACAUAUAGCCGUGUUUUCCUUCACGUCAGUCAGUAGUCUUGAUCGGUACAUUAAGCUUACCAGGACGUACAUCUGAUAUUGAGAGUUGUAAGAGUUUCAGAGAGAGAUCAAUAGUUGAAAAGUAUGUUCGCUUGAGAGCUGAUACUUGGGCCAGAAAAAUUGUUGGGCAAUGUAAUGCUGGCUUGAACUAAAGCUCACACGUCAUAUAAAUUAGUGCAUUCAAUCAAAUGAGACAGCUUACAGUAAAUGAGCAAAAUCGAGAGUUGAUAGGCGUGUGAAAGGAAAGACGACAGAUUACUUUCUAUUUUACUCGA
Messenger RNA from Marchantia polymorpha subsp. ruderalis, 1039 nucleotides. NCBI's taxonomy places the organism in Eukaryota, Viridiplantae, Streptophyta, Marchantiopsida, Marchantiales, Marchantiaceae. The record is from the annotation of a GenBank genome assembly.